This is a messenger RNA of Sinocyclocheilus rhinocerous, 3030 nucleotides long. RefSeq names its product BRF1 general transcription factor IIIB subunit a (gene brf1a). The record is from RefSeq and is a predicted model, not a curated record. Bases 313 to 2364 code for a protein of 683 amino acids. NCBI's taxonomy places the organism in Eukaryota, Metazoa, Chordata, Actinopteri, Cypriniformes, Cyprinidae. Gene Ontology annotation, biological process: DNA-templated transcription initiation; transcription preinitiation complex assembly; transcription by RNA polymerase III. Gene Ontology annotation, molecular function: RNA polymerase III type 3 promoter sequence-specific DNA binding; TBP-class protein binding; RNA polymerase III general transcription initiation factor activity. Gene Ontology annotation, cellular component: nucleus; transcription preinitiation complex; transcription factor TFIIIB complex. The transcript has 20 exons.
UAUUAUAGUGGACGCGGACACCCCCCUCUGCACUCAAAUUGGUAUGAGCCGUAUCGCACGCUGACUGGAAACAUGUGGCUGUUUUUGCCGGCUUGUCAUGUAGAGAAAUAUAUCACAGUUUUUGGUUAAUAAAUCAAUGAUACAGCCUGUAAAACGACUGAUAAGCAAGAAUACACAGUUGUAACCUCGACAGACAGGAACUUAAAGGCAUUUUACGGGCUCUCUGGACAGACAGCUGAAGCCUGCGCUUGGUUAUCUUCCAACAGUUCGAGAGAUCAUUCUCAGUGUUGUGUGAGCUGAUUGGUCGUGACCAUGAGGAGGUGUAAGAACUGUGGGGGGACGGACAUUGAUGUGGACCAGGCACGGGGCGAUGCUGUGUGCAUGGGCUGCGGCUCUGUGCUGGAAGACAACAUCAUCGUUUCCGAGGUAACCUUCGUAGAGAACAGUGGAGGAGGAUUGUCCGCCGUCGGCCAAUUUGUUGCUGGUGACUCAUCUGGAAAUGUGCCAUCAUUGGGAGGAAACUUCCACACUGGGGUUGGGAGGGAGUCCAGAGCUGCCACUCUGCAGAAAGCUAAGCGACAGAUAAACCAUCUUGGUCAUCAGCUUCAAAUGACUCAGCACUGUCUGGACACUGCCUUCAACUUUUACAAGAUGGCUCUCUCCAAGCAUCUGACCAGAGGGCGCAAAUCAUCCCAUGUCAUCGCCGCUUGCCUCUACCUCGUCUGCCGAACGGAGGGAACACCUCACAUGCUGCUGGACUUCUGUCCCCCCCCCACCAUCCCACACGCUAACACGCAGAUUCUGUCCACUGCGGUGAAUGUGUAUGUUUUGGGAAAAACCUUCCUUGUUUUAGCCAGAGAGCUGUGUAUCAGUGCGCCAGCGAUUGAUCCGUGUCUUUAUAUCCCGCGCUUUGCGCAAAUGCUGGAAUUUGGAGAGAAGAGCCAUGAGGUUUCGAUGACAGCACUGCGUCUCCUGCAGAGGAUGAAGAGAGACUGGAUGCACACGGGACGAAGACCUUCAGGCCUCUGCGGAGCAGCGCUCUUGGUUGCUGCCCGGAUGCACGAGUUCCGUCGCACAAUUAAGGAAGUGAUCAGUGUGGUGAAAGUCUGUGAAGCCACACUGAGAAAAAGGCUGAAUGAAUUUGAGGACACGCCCACCAGUGAGCUGACUAUUGAAGAGUUCCUGAGGGUGGAUCUGGAGCAGGAGUGUGACCCGCCCUCUUACACGGCUGGACUCAAGAAGCAAAAGCUAAAACAGAUUGAGCAAGAGCUUGCAAAGAAAGUUGAUGAUAUUGAAGGUGAAAUCUGUGGAUAUCAGGAUGAGAUUGAAGUCGAGCUGGAGAGCUGCAGGCCCAAAGCCAGGGGGAUUUAUGCAUCCUAUUCCAAAGAUGAUGAUGUGAUUUCCUUGGCGUCGUCCAGCGUCCUUGCUGGUAAUGAGGAAGGAGAGGACGACGAGCUGAGGGCAGCAGCAUCUCACCUGUACAGUACUAUAUGUGGAGAUGUUGGAGGGGACAAUGAGCAGGAGCGAGAUGGAGAGAAAGUCUCUCCAACCAAACGGCCCUCGUUAGCAUUAUUACUUGGAGCGCUGCCCACUGCGGCCAGUUUGGGCCUGCCCGAGUCCAUCACCAAAAUGGGAGAGGAAAAGGAAAAUGAUGUGGAGGCAGAAAACGGUGAGUUAGACCUGAGCGGUAUCGACGAGGACGAGAUCGAUCGGUAUAUCCUUAAUGAGAAGGAAGUUAAGGUGAAGACUGAACUGUGGAUGCUUCAAAAUGCAGACUACCUCAAAGAACAGAAAGAAAAGGAGGAAAGAAUAGCAAAGGAAAAGGAGGAGGGUACAUAUAAAGAGCGGAAGCCUAAAAAGAAGGCACGGAGGCGUGAGCCCAUCAAUGCCAGCACUGCAGACGAAGCCAUUGAAAAGAUGUUGGAGCAGAAACGCAUCUCCACUAAAAUAAACUACGAUGUUCUAAAAGACUUGAACAAAUCCAGCCCAAAAAGUCCCACUCAACAGACUGAAGAAGCUUCCGCCGGAGCCAAAAGAACCCCUGUGGCCCGCCAACGGAAACCCCAACUGACUUCACCCAUGACUGGCAAAACUAUCAGCAGCUUUGGCAAGAGGUUACAGCCCCUGGUGUGUGCGCAGCCCUCUAAGAAGCUGGCCCUCGAUCAGAAAGGGUUUGGUGCCCCAGUGGCCACUCCUGCUGCUCCAACCCAGAAUGCUGUUGUCAUGGAGAGUGGACCUGUGGCGUACGAAGACCCUGUAAAUGAAGAAGAGGAGGAUGAGGAGGACGAACACUGUGUCAGUGCCAUGCAGUUAAUGGGCAGCACUGAUUACGGCUAUGAAGUAGAUGAUGAUGAAGGUUUCUGAAUCCAGAGUGCCUGUGGGAGCACCAGUGGAGAGGACACACUAACACUUACCCUGCUGCUUAUUCUGACCCCAAAACACACAUGCAACCUCCAUUUAGUCUAGUGUUCAUGCUUAUGUUUGCAAGAUGAGAAGAAAUAUAGUGAAUUUUACACACUACAGAGGAUGGAGAACAACUAAACAAGAACAAAGAUCCCAUAUUCUUGCUUUUCCAUAGGUGCGUGAUCUGAGCUCAUAUGCACUAAGUAACUUAAACACCAUUUAAACUCACAGCACACAAACAGGAGUAUGAGAGAAAAUGGAUGUGUGUGCGGUGAUUGAGAGUGAUGAUUCUCUCUCUGGAGUGUGUAAGCCUGCUAGCUAACUGCAUUACUGUGUGUUUUAGGCUAAUGAUGACAUAUGAUCUUGCACAUCUAAAGCGAUUAGCCCACACAAGGCUCAGGCCUCUGUGUGGACAAAUGUGUGCAUGUACACGUGCCUUUAAAUAUUGCAGUAUACAGGCCAGGAAUAGUAUUAUGAUGAUUUUCAGAGCCGUAAGUGUUAUUCUUUAAAUCAGAUGUAGCUUUGUGUUUAGUAUUCAGUUAGUAACAUCUGAUUAGUAACAGUGUUAAAUUUUGUUCCACUGCUUGGCUGGUUUUCUAGUGCCUUUUUUAUUAUUAUUAUUAUUAA